Molecule: messenger RNA, 2277 nt
Organism: Rotaria sp. Silwood1
Lineage: Eukaryota; Metazoa; Rotifera; Eurotatoria; Philodinida; Philodinidae
Source: the annotation of a GenBank genome assembly
AUGUCUGCUGCUGCGCAUCAUUCGAAUAUAUCUGAAUCAUCGAAUACAAUUGAGCAUGUUGUUCUUCGACCACCUCGAGCUCGAAUUAUUCAAAGUCGUGGUGAUGGAUUUGGCGCGUACAUCGAACGUUUGAUCAAUGUAGCCUAUGAAACCUGUCGGUCAUUCAAUACAUUUAUGAAAACACGCAACGAUCUCAUCGAUUAUAUUCGUCGAGAAUUGGAUCGAGUCUAUUUUGAUUAUCAAUUUUCGAUUAUUAUCGGAAAGAAAUUUGCUUUUGAUCUUGCACCUUGUCUUCUCAUGGCCGAAAUCGAACAUGGAGGAUUGUCUGUUCUAAUUUUUACAUCAAUCGGAUGUUCCUAUUCGACCGUAUUCACCGAAGAGGAUCCCAAUGAUGCACCACUUGUUUGUCCCGCUCCUAUAUUGAUUAAACUAUAUUCACAAGAUGCAUGUUGGGGUAUGGGUGAACGUCUUCUUGUUAUAUUAAAUGAGAGGGCGAGUAUUGAAGCUAAUUCAAUUAGUGGUGAAAGUAUUAUACGCAUCGUUCGAGUUCUUUUCAAGGGACCGAGAUCAGUUAAAGCUCUCAUUCUAUUCAAAAUAUUCGAUCAUGAUGAUAAUAAAAUGAUAACUAUUCAAGAAAUCUCAGAGUUUUAUGAAAUUUACCUUGCUGAAUUCCGGUUUCCUCACAAUGAACUACGUCGUCAAGAAUUGAUUAAUACAUUUCUUCAAAAUUUUGGAAUGAUCAAUGAUAAUGAUAAAUUAAGUUUCGAUCAAUUUUAUUCAAUUCUUCAAGAAACACCUGAAUUACUCAAAUCUCUUCAACUUAUCAAUAUUCCAAUGAACGAUAAUGAUGGUGAAAAGUCAGAAUGGCAAAUAUGGCGAAUCAAUAAUCGAUAUCAAAUUCUCAUUGGUCUUCUUUAUAUCUUAAGCACAAUUGGUAUUAUUAUUUAUGUGAUAAUAAAAUGGACUAUUCAUAAACGAAUGCGAAAUGGUUGGUUGAUCGUUGCACACAUAUUUGGAUGUUUAGUAAAAUUUAAUUUUGCUCUGUCAGUCGUUCUCAUGCUUAAACAAUGGAUGAGAUGGAUUCGACAAUGUUAUUACUUGAGACGUUUCUUACCUAUUGAUGAUCACAUUGAUGCUCAUCGUUAUGUUGGGACAGUUUUUGCAAUUUGUAGUGCAGUGCAUUCAUUGGUUCAUAUCAUAAACUACUCUGUCAAUAGUGAGGGCUAUUCAUUUGUUCAAUGUAUGUUCACGACAAUUCAACAACAAGGUUGGAUAUCAGGUUUGGCUCCUAUUACAGGCAAUAUUCUUCUUGUUUUACUUAUUAUUAUGGUUAUUUGUGCAUUACAAUGUAUACGUCAACGAGAAAAAUUCUUUAUGCUUUUUCGUAUAUCACAUUUACUCUUCUGGCCUAUGUUUAUUCUUCUUAUAAUUCAUUCAGAAGAUUUUUGGAUAUGGACAUGUGGACCAAUGUUUCUCUUUCUAUGCGAGAAAAUAUAUCUGUUGAAAAGAUAUUUACCACAAAAAGGUCGCACUCAUUUGAAAAGAAUCACAAUUGAAGAUGAUAAUACUAUUUCAUUUAUCAUCGUACGACCUCCCUAUUUCAACUUUAAUACAGGAGAUUAUGUCAAUAUUUGUUUUCCUCGUAUAGUUUCUUACGAUUGGCAUCCAUUUACACUUUCAAGUUGCCCAGAAAAUAAAGAUACUCUACGUAUUCACAUUAGUAUCACUUCGUAUACUGGCGUUCUCGAAUCUUUAAUGUAUCAAUUUCGUGAACAACAAUACAUAUGUCAAAAUUGUCACCACAUCAAUUAUGAUCAUGAAGCAAUUGUACGACGAAAAUUAAAAAAAGUCGAUUUUAUUUGGGUAAAUCGUGACGUGGAAAAUUUUUCGUGGUUCUUACAACUAUUGACCGACUUCGAAAAUGAGCAAAUAGCAUAUCUUCAAGCAUUAACAUCGGAAAAUACUGUCCAGCAACGUUAUAUUGAUUUUCAUCUAUAUUUUACAUCGUUGAAGAGAAAUGAUCAAGGAAUGAUUGGGAAUGCUCCUUAUGAUCUUGUCUCAAAUAUCUAUGCAAAAAUAUCAAAUCGAGAUAUUCUUACUAAAUUGAAAACAAAAACAAUUCUGGGCAGACCACAUUGGCCAUCCUUAUUUGCCAAAUUCAAAGCUGAACACGAAAAGACAAAUGUCUUCUUUACAGGAAAUCAUAGUAUGGGCAAUGAAAUCAGGCAUUUAUGUGAUCAAUACAAAUUUAUGUAUCAUCAUGAACCUUAUUUUUAA